This is a messenger RNA of Alosa alosa (allis shad), 3377 nucleotides long. RefSeq names its product tudor domain-containing 6-like. The transcript is spliced from 3 exons. The coding region runs from base 28 to 3045 and encodes 1005 amino acids. The record is from RefSeq and is a predicted model, not a curated record. Lineage: Eukaryota; Metazoa; Chordata; Actinopteri; Clupeiformes; Clupeidae.
CUCGCCGCAGGCAGGUCAUGACAAGCCAUGGAGUGGGUUGGAGGGAGAGAUGCUGGUGAACAGUGGUUCAAUGGGUACGGCAACAGGAACAAUGGUACAGGCAGUUAUUUCUGGACUAAAUAUGAUGGAUCAAAAUUGAGAGAUCAUGCGUUGCCAAGAAUUCAGAAAGAUUAUGCAAACCCAGUCCUCUUUGACACACUGAAAGUAGAUUCAUUUUAUACAGUGACUGUGCAAUUUGUUAAAAAUCCCUUUGAAUUCUGGGUUCAGACAGAGUUGGCUAUGGAUAGACAUGAUGCUAUGCAGAUGGAAAUGUCUGAAAUGUAUUACUGUGGAAGAGGAAAUGAUUUAACCAUACAAAGUCCAAAAGAGGGCAUUUUGUGUGCAGCCCUGAUCAAACCUGAUGGUAUCUAUCGUGCACUUGUCAAAGCAGUCCAUGGCACAAAAGUUCAAGUGUACUUUGUUGACCAUGGAAAUGAGGCAAUAGUGGAUCAGAAAAACCUCCGGAUCCUCUGCAGUGGUCACAGAACAUUGCAAGCACUUGCAUUCAAAUGCUCCCUCUCAGAUAUAUGCCCAAUUGAUCAAGAUUGGAGUCAAAAAGCAAUUGAUUUCUUUGUGGAUGAGACUAGACAGAUAAUGUUGGACAUGCAUGUUAUUGCACAGUGUCAAGACAAAUACAUGGUGGAGUUAUUUUUUAAGACUGAUGGUCUAAAAUCCAUCAAUGAAAUUAUGUGGGUUGAAGGCUUUGCAGUAAAAGAUGUGGCAGAUGACCGCUAUUCACCAAGACCAGACUCUGGGUGCUCCACAGCGGAGGGCUCUGGAGAAGACUCGACUGAGGGGGACAGCAUGAGAAGCAAUGAGCAAUGUGGUACAUGUGAUUUUGUGAUUGGUCAUACCAAAACUGUUCUCAAAGAGCAUUUAUUCACCAUAGGAAGGUCUGCCCAAGUUGUUAUAUCUCACAUAGAGGGGCCAGGUAAAUUCUGGUGUCAGCUAAGUCAGUGUGUCCCCAGUCUUGAGAGGCUGAUGGAGGAGCUUCAGAACCACUAUGUGCAAAGCAAGCCUGUACAGCCUAGUGGACCAGACUGUGUGGUUCUUCAUCCCCAAAGUAGUUUGUGGCAUAGGGGGCGAAUAGUGAAACUCCACUCCUUCCCACAUGUUGAUGUACAACUUGUUGACUAUGGCAAUACGGUCAGGGUGACCCAUCAAGAGUUGCGGCCUUUAGAUUCAGAUUUUGCCAUACUCCGGCGUCAGGCUUUUCAGUGCAGAUUGGUUGAUGCAACAUGCCCAUCAAAACUACCCCCUCCAGAAUGGGCUUCUUCUGUGACUGAAUUCUGCAAUUUUGUCCAUUCUGCACCAGCGUCCACUCUGAAAUGCACAAUAUAUGGAAUAAUGUAUGAUUCAGAAGGUAGAGUGAACAAUCUGGUGGAUCUAACAUCUUCAUCUGUCACUUUUGUUCAGUCCCAGAGUGCUUCAGCUUCCAUCUCUCAGAAAGCCCCAAAAGAGUGCUCAGCUCCUGAAAUUGAGGUAGGGUUGCAGGAAACGGUGUGGAUAACCUGUGUUAAAGAUGUACAUAAAUUCUAUGGCCAACUGGUAAGGCAUUCUGGUGAAAUUGAGAAACUCAACGAAAGGAUAGAAUUUUUCUGUCGUCAGCCACAUGGUAUCAAAUGCUCCCUUUCUCCUGGUACCCCAUGCUUUGCAAAGUACAGUGAUGGUCGGUGGUAUAGAGGACAGGUUAAAAUGACCCAUCCUGUCCUUUUGGUGCAUUUUCUAGACUAUGGAGACAUUAUAGCUGUAAAACAAACAGACAUACUGCCUGUUCUUGACGAGGCAAGGGAUAUCAUGUCCUUUCCUGUUCAAGCCGUGGAGUUUAAUUUGUCAGAUGUGCCUGUAGACACAAACGGUGAAGUCAACAGAUGGUUUGACAAUAAUGCCACUGGCCAAUGCUUCACAGUCAAGGUGUUGAAAAAAUAUCCUGACGGAAAAUACACAGUGGAACUCUAUGAUGGUAAACUAAACGUGAACAAGGCGAUCAAGGACAAGGUGCAAAAUACAAGACCAGACUCUCUCAAAGUACUAGAUCAUCCUCCACUGCCUCAUCAUGAUCCAUCUACUGUUGGAAAGCACAUGUCAGACCUGAAUGCACCAUUUAUAGGAGACGAUGGCAUUAAACAACAAGGGAGCCCAUCCUUUCUGCAUGGUGAUCGAAAAGCAACUCCUGCAAAUAGCAAUGUCUCUAAAAGUGGAAGUAUUUCUACCAUUCCUCCCAUGUCUCAAAAGCUUGAAAUGAGGCCUCAUAAGCCAAAUAUGGAGGAUUUCGGUAAGACUAAAUCUCUUGGCUUGCCAGUAAAAAAAACAAAUGAUGACAUGGCCAUGGGUGCCACAACUAAUUUAUGUACAACCAUUCAUGAUCUCCCACAGAUUGAAAAGCCUGUUUCUGCUAAAGGCAUCCAUGUUCAUUCUGGGCCAUGUUCUGCCUCCUUUCCCAAACUGGAUGAUCUUCCUGACCAACUUAUUACACCAGAUGUUGAAACGGAGGUCUAUGUUUCCCAUGUAAAUUCUCCAGACAGUUUCUUCGUCCAGUUGGUGGAGAAUGAAGACCGAAUUCAUUCUCUUGUGGAGCAGCUCAAUGUGGACGAGCCAUGCAAUGACUCUGUGGAUUUGAGGACUUUACAGGAGGGAGAUGUGGUGGGUGCCAUAUUCCCUGAAGAUGAGUCCUGGUACCGGGCAGUCAUCAAGAAGGUGAACAACAAUGGCUCAGUCCUUGUGGAAUUCAUCGAUUUUGGUAAUGAAGCAACUAUUGCGUCUAACCAGACGAGAUGCCUAGAGAAGAAUUUCCUGGAAGUUCCUAAACUCUGUAUCCACUGCUGCCUGUAUGCUGGUUCCAGUUUACUGUCUGCUGAAGAAUUAAUGAUUAAAUUGAGAGAAACAACUGCUGAUGGAGAAGCGACGAAAAUGAACUGUGUUUUCAUUAAAGAGUUUGGCCUUGCCUGGGAGAUCCGUCUGAGUUCAAUGGCAGAAUCAAGCGAAGAUCCGAAGAUUCUGCAGUGAUUGUUCUGUGAGUAAACAUCAGUGUUGGAACCAGCAACAGGCAGCAUCACCUUCUAAUUGGAUGAAAAGGGUAGUCAUCGGGAUCAAAAUUCAACAGCAACCUCUUUAAUUAACAUGUCUUGAAUAUUCUGUCUUGAAUUAUUAUAUUUCUAAAGGCACUUUGCAUGAUUCAAAUGACAAAAAGCUAUGACAAACGUUUAAUAUGUAUGUGGAAAUUUAAAUCAGACACUUGAGUGCUAUCCAUUUUAAAGUAAGCUGUUGAUUGUGGCUGAACAUGAAAUGUUUAAAUAAAAGCUAAUGUGUAUAACGUCUGAGUUUUCAGUCUUUAGGCC